Molecule: messenger RNA, 860 nt
Organism: Aspergillus heteromorphus CBS 117.55
Lineage: Eukaryota; Fungi; Ascomycota; Eurotiomycetes; Eurotiales; Aspergillaceae
Exons: 1
Coding region: 74-565 (163 amino acids)
Source: RefSeq, a predicted model, not a curated record
GCUGACGCGCUUUUGCGGCUAGGGCCGACAAAUUACAGCCUGAUCUCCUCCACAUCGUCCAACAACCACUCGCAUGAGUUACCCUUUUUUUUCUAUACGGCCCCCGAUUCCCGUGCCAUCCCCGUCCGACCCCCGGUUAGUGGUUUUAUUGUCGGAGGCCGCGCGCGAAAUUAACCUCCACCCCUUACUAAGCCGCGUGGCCUUCCCCGUAGUAUCUUCCCGAGGCCCUUGCGUGCCAGGUGCCUGUCUCAUGGCAAGAGGACCACAUGCCACAUGUCACCCUGCUUUCGAACUGUUAUGCUGGCUCGCGAGGCAGUGCUUAGUCUACCCUCCUUGCCUUGCUCGCGAUGCACCCAGCUCCAGAGACACGCGACGGAACGCCUCCUCCGCUUGCCGCCGCAACUCUGGCGGGCAGCACGUCCAUCGUCGUGUCAGCAGGUGGGAUCGGUUCCUUGGCAAAGAUCCAUCAAGCCGUCUUGGCCGCGUCAUCGUCGCUGUGCCCAAGCCUCUUCUCUGUGUGCGUCCCUUUCAACCCCUCAUGCUCAACGAGGGUUCCGUGCCCUAACUGCAGGCUUCCCGCGUCGAACCUAUCACCCCAAAUCCCCGACUGGAGGAUAUCGUGUCCCCAGUCCGUGAGACCUCUUCGGCUCCGUAGGGCUUUCUGAUGUCGCGCAGUGACGGGAUCGUUGGACAGACGGGAAAACUUGGAAAAGGAUCACACUGCUUGGUGCAGGUGAUUUCUGUGAGAGAGUGACUUUGGUAUCUUCUUCGCCUCGGACGGCGGGAUUGGCUCGGAGUGGUAUGGUUCCUCUCCCUGCUCUCACCCCCUCACCUUAGUCUCUAGGAUCCUUGGCCAUGAA